Messenger RNA from Plutella xylostella (diamondback moth), 1681 nucleotides. RefSeq lists its product as uncharacterized. NCBI's taxonomy places the organism in Eukaryota, Metazoa, Arthropoda, Insecta, Lepidoptera, Plutellidae. The record is from RefSeq and is a predicted model, not a curated record.
UUUCCUGAAAUUUUGGUUCCGAAUGAGUAGGUAGAUUGAAGGUACUUUUGUUUAUAAAGCAGGAUAUUACAAUAUAGCCAUAUAUAGCCUCCAUACAUAUCCUGUUGGUGUACGAGAAUAGGUAUCUAUUAAUAGUUACAUAUACAUUUACUUGCAAAGUUGCAAUAUCAUGUGAAUAGCCUCACCAAAUCAGUAAGUACCUAGGUACGUUUCUCAGUAUCAGAUAUGGAAUGAAUGAUACACAUGAAUAUUUUGGAUGUGAAAAUAACAAGUUUUGCAUUAAAGUUAAAUUAUUGCCUCAAUCGUGGUUGUUACCUGUAGCUCUCUUGCUAGUUACAUCUGCGCCAGUUCUCAUCAAGUCGCAUACCUGUGUGUUGUGAUGAGAUUGUUAUUAGUAGAUCUAAGCGAGGCACAGGGAUUCCCCGAGUAACCGCGUUUGAUCAAUUAUAAUUGCUUUUCAGUCUAACUCUAUCAACAUCAUCCUCAACAUAAGUGGAAUCCACAUAAACACAUUUUUAUUGGAUAUUAAAUUUGUUUUAGAAAUGAAACUAUUUUCAUACCAUUAGUUACACAUAUCACGUACCUGCCAAUUAAAUAAAAAGAUCAUCACAUUAAUGGAGUUGAUGUACCUAAAUGGUUUCAAAAGAUUUGCUUCCGGCCCCUACAACGAGUUAAUAUAACAAUCCACUUCAUCACCAUUAAAUUCACAAGUACAGCAAUGAUUUCACUGGGUAGACUGAUUUAUAUUUUUAUUACGUGUAAUUUUAUCGUUUUCGGAACUUCAAAAGUUGUGGAGUAUGAGGGUCUGUUCAACUCUACUCUUGAGGCAGAAAUAUCGGCUCGGCUUAGGCAUGUCUGUUUGCAGUUGUCGAAUGCGUUGUUCUAUGAUAGACAGUUCGUGAAGGACAUUAUCUGGACUGGAGUUUACUAUUGGGGAGACAUCAUGCAGUACAAGUGUUUUAACGUUAAGUUUAUAGUACCUUCGGCACAGGUGUUACAAGACACAUACUUCGAGAUGCACGACCAGCUCGAGUCUCCGCCGAUGGACUGGAACGUGGCGGAGCUGCACAUGAUCUUCAAAGACAAAUACAACACCAACGAGAUGAUUCUCUACACUAACCCGGAGAAGCGGCGCGGGCAAUUUGACGCAGUCCCGCGAUACAAGUUUCAACCUGUCGAUGGUACUCCGGAGUCAGCCCACACCCCCACGGUGGACCUUCGCCUUCAAGUGCUGCACACGUCUAGUGACCGCUGCAAGAGAGUGCAGUUCCUGUUCCUCCUCAUGUGUGAUGUCGGGGUGGUGCUGAUGACCAAUGUGCAAGGAGAGUGCCCUGAUAUGGCGCUUAUACAGGAGGUGACCAGGAGUUUCAGCAUGCCGCGCGGACACUGGACCUGCAUCGACUUCGUGCACGAGAAGAAGUUGGACUUCACCCUUCUUCCGGAGCAUUAUACCUGAUAGAGGAGAAAGACAAGGAAAGAUAAGAAUGUCCCUUAAGCUGCGUACAGACCGGCCCAACGAACGCCCAACGAUGGAUAUUUUUCAUACGUAUUACAAGGCAAAUUGCAGCAACGAAGGUCAACGAAACCCGUUCGUUGGCGUUCGUUUGGCCGGUCUGUACGCAGUUUUACAGGAAAUUACUAAAAGAGUGGCAAAUAAUGAUUUUUAACUAAUGAGACAUAA